Messenger RNA from Saccharomyces mikatae IFO 1815, 159 nucleotides. It is a transcript of the gene RCF3, whose product is annotated as Rcf3p. The transcript has a single exon. Bases 1 to 159 code for a protein of 52 amino acids. The record is from RefSeq and is a predicted model, not a curated record. Lineage: Eukaryota; Fungi; Ascomycota; Saccharomycetes; Saccharomycetales; Saccharomycetaceae.
AUGGGUGCUGUUUUCAGAGCUGAUAAGCAGUUACUCAAAUUUCAGACUAAUUACUAUCGAGAGGAACAGAAGAGAAGAGAAAAGAUUUUGGAUGAGGCUGCAGAAAGAGGCUUGUUUCUGGAAGACGAGAAUUUGAACUCUUCUCGAUCAACCACAUGA